AUGCUGCGCUGUGUUACUUCUGCUGCAAACAUAUGCGCAAGACUAGCUGUUAAGAAUCUUGUGCAAAAUGGAGCAACAGAGAUAGAAUAUUACCCAGGAGUUAUAACGGAAAUUAUGAGCACAGGGAAAUGGUCAGAGGAUAUUGUAAUUCACCUGCGAAAACCACAAGACUGGAAGGAAUUUAACACAAAGCCGCUAGCUGCCCUCAUAGUCGUAUACCCAACAGACCAAAAGAGUGCCACAGAGAGUGAAAUCGAAGAAAGCACCAAUUACCAUGCAUCUUUACUGCAAGUCAGAAGGGACUUCUUAAACACAACAAACUUAAUUGAAAUAAGUGACACAGAAAUAGAUACAAUUAAAUCGUACAGUAUACGGCCUAAUUGGGAGAAGUACUUUAUGCUGCUAGCACAAACUGCAUCCACCAGGUCCAAUUGCAUGAAGAGAAAGGUGGGGGCAGUCGUAGUGAAGCACAACCGGGUGCUGUGCACAGGAUACAAUGGGACAUCCACAAGCACAACAAACUGUCUAGAUGGAGGAUGCAACAGAUGCAACGGAAAUGCAAAAAAGGGAACAGAACUAUCCGACUGCUUCUGCAUCCAUGCAGAGGAAAGUGUCUUCUUGGAGAGGUCCCGUGCAGAGUUGUUCGAUUCAGAUUUGUACACUACACUAUAUCCAUGCCGCCUGUGUGCGCGUAAAAUAGUCCAAGUGAAAAUAAAGAGGGUCUACUACAUGGAUGAAUAUGUGGGUGACGCAGAGGUUCAGAGUUUAUUUGAGAGAAAUGGCAUAGAAGUCCAUAAGAUACAGAAAUAA
This is a messenger RNA of Nematocida ausubeli, 810 nucleotides long. RefSeq lists its product as uncharacterized. The transcript has a single exon. Gene Ontology annotation, molecular function: catalytic activity. Bases 1 to 810 code for a protein of 269 amino acids. NCBI's taxonomy places the organism in Eukaryota, Fungi, Microsporidia. The record is from RefSeq and is a predicted model, not a curated record.